This is a messenger RNA of Filobasidium floriforme, 2053 nucleotides long. RefSeq lists its product as uncharacterized. Bases 156 to 1946 code for a protein of 596 amino acids. NCBI's taxonomy places the organism in Eukaryota, Fungi, Basidiomycota, Tremellomycetes, Filobasidiales, Filobasidiaceae. The transcript has 3 exons. The record is from RefSeq and is a predicted model, not a curated record.
CUCCCCUGUGACAUCAUUUUGUCGGGGUUCAAGAACGGAUAUUCGUUUUAGUGAAUCGCUCGCUUUUGGAGUCGUCUGCAUGUUGUCGUUUUGGUCGGAACAAAUCAGGUCGCUAACCGUGCUCUCCAGGAUAACGGAUCAACUACUUGCACCCUAUGGCAGAGGAUACCAUGGGAGAGGACGAUAUCGAGUUCAUAUCCAAGGCGGAUUGGGCCGGGCAGAUGGCAUCUGCGGGCGCUGCUUCUGGGCCGCCAAGUUCUGCCAUAAAAGGGGAAACCAUCGAGGCUAUCAAACGAGACUUCUUCCUUAUCGAUCACGCUUAUGAUACCGGACGCAUCCGGCCCAGGUACAUCGAGUUAUCUGCAUCGCAGAUCAAGCAGCACGUUGACACCAUCGAGGGCGACUUUGGUCACAGGAUCGGUCUGUUUCAAGGCUGGUCUCAAGUCUCAAAUUGGAUCGAAAGCGAAACAAAGCUGGCCUGGCAAGAACUCAUCGAAGCAAUCUACAAUCAACACCACGAUCUCGUGUAUGAUAUGCUGCUGGAGGGGCUUGAGAGUGUUCUGCACUCGAGCGAAGAGCCGGCCAAAACCCGUCAGAAAUACAGGUAUCUUCUGGCGAUCAGUAGACCUCCUCUCACCCAUGCGUCGGGAGUGAAUUUGAGAGCGUACCUCAAUUCAACGGCCAUUGCGGGAUCCAAGACAUAUCGAGACCGAUUCAAGACGGCGAAUCCUGCCGAAACGGUUACAUACAGGAACAGAACGAAGCUGCUAUUGAAGUUAUACGUGAAAUUAAAUCAUACAGUAUCCGAUGCUCCCUCAGGAGUGUCGCAUGGCACCUCGAGGUAUGAGAUCAAGGAUCUGGAAACAGGAUCAGCUGGACAACCGGGAUCGGAUAGACCAGAUCAGGCGAGACCGAACGCAAGGCAGAUCGAAGCGGCUCUUGAAAGCCACACGGAUCCGGACGAUAUUUGGGUAUUUCAUCCAGGGGGCGACUCUCCAGUCCUACAGCGAGUCAGGCUCAUUGGCAUAUUGGGUCAAGCAAAUGCUCCUCGAGCCGAUUCCUUAGCACAAAUAUUGUCUUGCCUCAAGGUUGGUAACAUCAUCGAUGGUACCAUCUUUGCCAUAGCCAUGCACGGCCCAUCCUUUCGCAUGUUUCAGUAUACCGGUCUUGACGAAGUCUCAACUUGGGUCUACAAGAAGAAUACUCACACGCUUCAAACGAAAGGGGCUCACUACGCGGAAGACGGGAUCCUCGAAAUUCCAUAUGAAAAGGCAGUUGUAGCCUUUGCUGGAUCCGACGCACCGGAGAUGUUCGUCAUCGAGAAGGAGGCGAAAGAAACGUUUUCCGUCCUCGUCGAGUUCCUCAUCACUGCUUCACAGGCAGUUGGCAGGUCAACUCGCAAGCACGAAGUCACGAUUGCGAAGAGGUUGAAGACGAGGAUCGACGAACUUCUUAGUUACGACGAGCCAGUGAUGAACUUUGCGGCAUCAGCGGAGGAGUUGCAGAUGGAGCGUGUCAGGAUCACUGGUGUCAGUGUAGAGACAACGGCUCCUGUCGUUUCCUACGUCAAGGUCGGGGAUCCCGCUGGAACACCGAGCGGUGCCAAAAGUCAACGAAUGGCAAGCUCAUCUCACUCAGACGAUAAUGCGACUCGUGAUAACUCUUGCCCAGGAAAUCCCAGCUGCGACGAGGACAUGCAAGAUGGCCUAGAUCCACAGCUAGGAACCGAAGCCGAUCCGUGGAGGUCGAUCCUGGACGCAGAUUCGCCACCGGUGGACGUCAAGGUGAUGAACUGGCAAAGCGAACACGUCUCGUCGAUAGGCGACGAGGUCACGUCCCACAAAGUUCCGCCCAUCGAAUCCAUCGAAUCUCCACCGGAUGUCGAGAGUCAGGACGAUGUGGAUUGGAUCUAUGAGGACUCGAUUCUGGAAAACGGGCAUGGAUAGAGGUGAGGGUAUGACAACCCCAUGAUGUGGUAUAGGAAAACUAGAUGAUUUUACGUAUCAUUAACAACGCUGCGAUGUAAAUCGGAAUAGCGGACGAGAUGCAGACU